Centrocercus urophasianus (Greater sage-grouse) is the source of this 1242-nucleotide messenger RNA. RefSeq names its product arrestin 3 (gene ARR3). The record is from RefSeq and is a predicted model, not a curated record. Gene Ontology annotation, molecular function: G protein-coupled receptor binding. Bases 55 to 1242 code for a protein of 395 amino acids. The transcript has 16 exons. Gene Ontology annotation, biological process: G protein-coupled receptor internalization; signal transduction; visual perception. Lineage: Eukaryota; Metazoa; Chordata; Aves; Galliformes; Phasianidae.
GCAUUUCCCCCAUCUCUCCCUGCAGGUUCCCGGCUGUGUGGCACCUGACUUACAAUGGCAGAAGGAUCAAAGGUAUUCAAGAAGACCAGUCCCAAUGGGAAGCUGUCCAUCUACCUGGGGAAGAGGGACUUUGUGGACCACGUGGAGUCGGUGGACGCCGUGGAUGGCGUCUGCCUCAUCGACCCGGAAUACCUGAAGGACAGAAAAGUCUAUGUGACACUCACGUGCGCCUUUCGCUACGGCCGAGACGACCUGGAUGUCAUUGGACUGACCUUCAGGAAGGACCUCUACGUCCUGACCACUCAGAUCUUCCCACCGGUGCCUGAGCAGGUGCCCAAAACCCUCACCUCUCUGCAGGAGAAGCUGCUGAAGAAGCUUGGUGAGAACGCCUACCCCUUCACCUUUGAGAUUGCCACCAACUUGCCCUGCUCAGUCACCCUCCAGCCGGGACCGGAUGACGUGGGAAAGGCCUGUGGCGUGGACUUCGAGGUCAAAGGGUUUUGUGCUGAAAACCUGGAGGAGAAGAUUCACAAGCGGAACUCAGUGCGCCUCGUCAUCCGCAAGAUCCAGUUUGCACCUUUGAAGACAGGCCCAGGGCCCAAGUCAGAGACCACCCGGCAGUUCAUGAUGUCUGACAAGCCCCUGCACCUCGAGGCCACCCUGGAAAAGGAGAUCUACUACCAUGGAGAACCCAUCAACGUGACUGUCAAUAUCAACAACACCACCAACAAGAUCGUGAAAAAAAUUAAGAUUGCAGUUGAUCAGAUCACAGAUGUGGUUCUCUAUUCACUGGACAAAUACUCAAAGACUGUGUGCAUGGAGGAGAUCAAUGAGAAUGUGGCAGCCAACUCCACCUUCUCCAAAACAUACUCUGUCACCCCCACGCUCUCGACCAACCGGGAGAAGAGAGGCCUGGCUCUUGACGGCAAGCUCAAGCACGAGGACACCAACCUGGCCUCCACCACCAUCCUGAGACCUGGCAUGGACAAGGAGGUGCUGGGGAUCCUGGUGUCCUAUAAAGUGAAGGUCAACCUGGUGGUGUCCCGAGGAGGCAUCCUGGGGGAUCUCACAUCCAGUGAUGUCGGUGUUGAGCUGCCCAUCAUCCUGAUGCACCCGAAGCCUGCGGAUGAUUUCCCCAGGUCCGAGGAGGACAUCGUCAUCGAGGAGUUCGCUCGCCAGAAGCUCAAGGGAGAAAAAGACGAUGAAGACGAGAAGGAGGAAGGCGAGAAGGAGGAGAGCUGA